AUGAAGAAAACCGUGAGCCUGGCACUCCAGUUCGCCAACAAGACAAGGCAUGAUCUCGUAACGGCACGAGACCAGAUCGCAGAUAUCGAGGCUGAUUACCGGGACGAAACGGUUUUGCACAACAAUUACCUUCGGCGAACCGAGGCCUUGGAAGAAGACACCUCAGGAAUAAAGGAUGACUUUGAUCGGCUUGAAAGGGAGACCGAACAACGAUUAAGAGAGGUCACUGAGGAUCUAGUCGGCUCGACACUUGACAGGGUCUUAGAACUGGAAAAGAAGAAUGCGAGCCUUGAAGACCGCAAGAACAAGCUCGAAGCCGACCUCAAGGCGCUCACCGCACAAGUAGAUGAAAUAAUCAAGGCCAAGGUGAAUGCGGAUAUUGCGGUUGUGGAGGCGAAUGCAAGAGCAGCUAAGGAAGUCCAGGAUGCGCUGGACGAAGAAGCAAGAUUAGCAAAAGAGCCACCGCAACUCACCGAAGAAGAACGAGCCGAGCGAGAACAAAGGACAAUGGCUAAGUACCCGGGACUUGCAAAGUCUGUAGCCGCUCAAGCUGCGGCGGAUGCAGAGCGGCUAAAUAAUGAAAGACAAAGACUUGAAGACUUUGCAACCGCUCACAAGAAGAAGAAAACGGCGGCCCCUUCCUCUUCGGUUCCGGCGAAACGGAAAAGGAAACCAUCAAAGAAGGCUCAGGUAGCCGGGCUGCUGGAUGGGAUCACUGACACGGUUAUUGAAAGUCAACCGGACCAGGCCACUCGCACCGAAGAUGAAGAUGAAGAACAUCUGGUGGAGCGUUCUACAAGACAACGAGUCUCCGAAUCGGCCAGUCAACCGCAACCGGUUAAGAGAAAACGGACCAAGGAUAUGAUGGCCGGGUUCAACUUCUCCGACUCAGAAUAG
Messenger RNA from Impatiens glandulifera, 897 nucleotides. Its product is annotated as protein P54-like. The transcript has a single exon. Lineage: Eukaryota; Viridiplantae; Streptophyta; Magnoliopsida; Ericales; Balsaminaceae. The record is from RefSeq and is a predicted model, not a curated record. The coding region runs from base 1 to 897 and encodes 298 amino acids.